Molecule: messenger RNA, 1185 nt
Organism: Emys orbicularis (European pond turtle)
Lineage: Eukaryota; Metazoa; Chordata; Testudines; Emydidae
Gene: PRMT8
Product: protein arginine methyltransferase 8
Exons: 10
Coding region: 1-1185 (394 amino acids)
Biological process (GO): peptidyl-arginine methylation
Cellular component (GO): plasma membrane
Molecular function (GO): protein-arginine N-methyltransferase activity
Source: RefSeq, a predicted model, not a curated record
AUGGGAAUGAAACACUCCUCCCGCUGCCUGCUCCUAAGGAGGAAAAUGGCGGAGAAUGCUACUGAGAACACCGAGGUCUGUAGUGGCCCUUCCCAGCCUCCUCAGCCUAUUGUCAUUCCGAAGCCUGUUCAAUCGGUCAUUCAUGUACCUUUGCAACCGAGCUGCCCAGGCCGAGGCAAGAUGGCAAAACUUCUGAAUCCAGAAGAAAUGACAUCCAGGGAUUACUAUUUUGAUUCCUAUGCUCACUUUGGAAUCCACGAGGAAAUGUUAAAGGAUGAGGUGCGCACAUUAACAUAUAGAAACUCCAUGUAUCACAAUAAACAUGUUUUUAAGGAUAAGAUUGUAUUGGAUGUUGGAAGUGGCACAGGAAUCCUCUCAAUGUUUGCUGCCAAGGCAGGAGCCAAGAAGGUGUACGGGAUUGAAUGCUCCAGUAUAUCUGACUACUCGGAAAAAAUUAUCAAGGCGAACCACUUGGAUAACAUAAUCACAAUAUUUAAAGGUAAAGUGGAAGAAGUUGAACUGCCUGAGGAUAAAGUAGACAUCAUCAUCAGUGAAUGGAUGGGUUACUGUCUUUUCUAUGAGUCAAUGCUAAACACAGUCAUCUUUGCACGAGACAAGUGGCUGAAACCUGGAGGGCUUAUGUUUCCAGACCGGGCCGCUUUGUACGUGGUAGCAAUUGAAGACCGACAGUACAAGGACUUCAAAAUUCACUGGUGGGAGAAUGUGUAUGGCUUCGACAUGACCUGUAUUAGAGAUGUUGCCAUGAAGGAGCCCCUGGUCGACAUAGUAGAUCCAAAGCAAGUGGUGACCAAUGCGUGUUUAAUUAAGGAAGUGGAUAUUUAUACAGUGAAGACUGAAGAACUUGCAUUUACAUCUGCGUUCUGCCUCCAAAUUCAGCGCAACGAUUACAUUCAUGCCUUGGUCACCUAUUUUAAUAUAGAAUUUACAAAGUGCCACAAGAAAAUGGGAUUUUCAACAGCCCCUGAUGCUCCAUAUACCCACUGGAAGCAAACUGUCUUCUACUUAGAGGACUACCUAACUGUGAGAAGAGGUGAAGAAAUCUAUGGAACUAUAUCAAUGAAACCAAAUGCAAAAAAUGUGCGUGACCUGGAUUUCACAGUAGACUUGGAUUUUAAAGGACAGCUGUGCGAAACGUCUGUAUCUAAUGACUACAAAAUGCGCUAG